This is a messenger RNA of Penicillium macrosclerotiorum, 1491 nucleotides long. RefSeq names its product Serine/threonine-protein kinase bur1. Gene Ontology annotation, biological process: protein phosphorylation. Gene Ontology annotation, cellular component: nucleus. Lineage: Eukaryota; Fungi; Ascomycota; Eurotiomycetes; Eurotiales; Aspergillaceae. The record is from RefSeq and is a predicted model, not a curated record. Bases 1 to 1491 code for a protein of 496 amino acids. The transcript has 7 exons. Gene Ontology annotation, molecular function: cyclin-dependent protein serine/threonine kinase activity; ATP binding.
AUGGCUAUUGUUUCUCUAGAGAGGGAUGACAAUGGCCAAUCCAGGUUUCCCGGCUGCUCUAAUAUCCGUGACUUCGAAUUUAUCGGCAAACUCGGCGAGGGAACCUUUGGCGAGGUCUACAAAGCAAGAUCCAAGAAGGAUAACACCGUCGUGGCCCUCAAGAAGAUCCUCAUGCACCAUGAGAAGGAAGGAGUAGGAGAGGGCCGAAAAAAGGCCAGCAUGCAUAUGGUUUUCCCAUACAUGGAGCAUGACCUAUCUGGACUCCUGGAGAAUCCAGCAGUCCAGUUUACAGAACCACAGAUCAAGUGCUAUUUGAUGCAGCUCCUAGAAGGGCUUCGAUAUUUGCAUGCAAGCUGCAUCCUUCACCGUGAUAUGAAAGCUGCCAAUCUUCUCAUUAGCAAUGGGGGAAUUUUACAAAUUGCCGACUUUGGUCUGGCAAGACCUUUUGACGAAGCCCCUCCACAACCAGGAAAGGGCGGAGGAGAGGCCAAAAGAGAGUAUACAGCCUUGGUUGUCACACGGUGGUACAGACCACCUGAAUUACUUCUCCAGCUCCGGCGGUACACAUCCGCCAUUGACAUGUGGGGAGUUGGAUGCGUCUUUGGCGAAAUGUUCAAAGGAAAGCCCAUUCUUUCCGGCAGCAGUGAUCUCAACCAAGCUCAAUUGAUCUUUAGCUUGGUUGGGACACCAACCGAGGAGAACAUGCCUGGAUGGAGUAAUCUACCAGGGUGUGAUGGAGUGAAGAGCUUUGGUUACAAACGCGGAAACCUCUCUGAAGUCUUCAAAGAACAAAAUCCUGCUGCUGUCUCACUAUUGACCGAGCUCCUCAAACUCGACUGGCGAAAGCGUAUCAACGCUAUAGAUGCUUUGAAACAUCCAUACUUCACCACACCGCCACUGCCAGCAAAGCCUGGCGAGAUCCCUCAUUUCCAAGAUUCACACGAACUCGAUCGAAAGAAGUUUCGAAACCAACAAGUACCCAUGCCCCCAGCUCCAGCGAUGGGGUCAGCGAAUCCCGCAUCUAAUGGAGGUUGGUCCGGACCUCGGCCAGACUCCCGAAAUAGUCGGAUCCCAGCCGGCGCCCGUGGCGGUCGCCCCAACGUAUCAGGCGGACCCGGCAACCACCGACGCGGGCCGUUCCCUCCUGGGCAAAGAGACAACGGGCUCCCUCCGCGGCCUCCUGUGGGAAGCACUCAUCCUCAAUGGGACGGCUCGCAAGCCGGCCGAGGCGACGGACGAGACGAUCCGCGACGGGACCGGUUCAAUCAGAAUCGCCCUGGGCAACGUUUUCCUCAAGGCAAUCAUGACUCUUACGUCCCAGGCUACGGCAAUUCGCAUGAUCGAGGGCGCGAGCAGGGUGACUACCACGCACAAUCUAAUCAAGACUGGCGCGGGCCCAAUCGGCGUGACUAUCGCCGCGAACCGCCCCAGCAUCAGCAGCAACGAUUCCGAAGCCGCAGCCCUAGCUUCAGAGACUCUAGCAGAGGCUGA